Molecule: messenger RNA, 4241 nt
Organism: Apis florea (little honeybee)
Lineage: Eukaryota; Metazoa; Arthropoda; Insecta; Hymenoptera; Apidae
Product: junctophilin
Cellular component (GO): endoplasmic reticulum membrane; junctional membrane complex; plasma membrane
Source: RefSeq, a predicted model, not a curated record
UCGCGAUCGGAGUGUGGUGGCGCGUGGUGUCGUGCACCCAGUUCUUCUCGUCCCAUCCAUCGAUCCAUCCAUCGAUCGCGCCGCAUCCUUCCGACCGCGGAGAGGAGGAGAGGAGAAUCGUGUCCCUCGUUUCCUCCUCCUCCUCCGAGAAAAACCAGCUGCUGCUUCGGUUUAAGGGGAAAAACGGUGCGCGCGAGUAUAUAAAAGUCGAUUCUUCUCGAGCUCGAAUCGACCUCGACGUUCGAGGGGCAAGAAGCGGUGGGAAGAGGAGGACGACGGGAGGAAGAAACGUGGAGGCGGAUGGAAGAAGGAAGGAUGACGGAGGAGCGAGGUUCGAUGGGAAGGAGGCGCGUGUGCGAUCUCUGGUAACGGGCCGUCGUCACCAGGAGGAGGAGGAGGAGGAGGAGGAGGAGGAGGAGGAGGACGAUAACGAAGACGACGAAGACGACGAGGACGACGGCGACGAGGAAGGGCGAAAGGAGCGGCGCGUCCACGAGCAGGAGCGCGAUAAAUAAAGGGGGGAGUGAUUGCGACGUGGGUGGUGGGGAGACGAGUUGGUGGUGGAGGAGGAGGAGGUGGAAGAGUUGGAAGCGGUGUCGAGGAGGAUGCAGCAACAGCCACAGUCUGGCGAACAGUCCGGGGCGCCGAACGGGGUUGCAGGUGGCGGCCAAUUGCCGCAAACAGGUGGUGGCGUAAGCUCGUCCCAGGCUGGAGCGACGGGUACGGCCACGGCGGGGUCGAAUCGAGCCCAGGUGAACGGCGGGAGAUUCGACUUCGACGAUGGCGGCACCUACUGCGGCGGCUGGGAGGACGGGAAGGCUCACGGGCACGGGGUGUGCACCGGGCCCAAGGGCCAAGGCGCGUACUCGGGAAGCUGGCACUACGGGUUCGAGGUCUCCGGUGUCUACACCUGGCCUAGCGGAUCGGUUUACGAGGGCCAGUGGCAGAAUGGGAAGCGGCACGGACUCGGCAUGGAGACCCGUGGACGUUGGAUAUACAGGGGCGAGUGGUCGCAGGGAUUCAAGGGUCGAUACGGCGUCAGGCAAUCGACCACGUCCACGGCGAGGUACGAGGGCACGUGGUCGAGCGGUCUCCAGGAUGGAUACGGUUCAGAGACCUACGCCGACAGUGGCACGUAUCAAGGGCAAUGGUACCACGGGAUGAGGCACGGGUACGGCGUGAGGGCGAGCGCCCCUUUCGGUUUGGCGAGCCAUUACAAACCCUCGAAGCAAGUGAGGGCCUCGUUGACGUCCCUGAGGAGCGCGGACGAUGGUGGGGCGGUGGCACCGACGCCCGAGCCGACCGACAGAAGGGAUCGCCGGGUGGGCGACAGUAGGGGUGGCUUCGUGCUCAAGGCAAGGAGCGACAACCCCCCCGCGAGGAGGAAGAGCCUCACUGAGAAAUCGUUGAAGAAGGGUAUCCUCUCGGGGUUGAAGAUACGAAAGCAGAGGAGCACGGGCGAUUUGGAGAAGCAUGGAACCGGGGGCAGCAUCAGGAGCAACGCCAGCUCCGCUUCGUGGAUGUCCACGGAGAGCUCGCAGAGCCAGGCCUCGGCGUCCGUUCACACGGACAGUAACGCGUCCUUCGUCAUCGAGGACGAGCAGAUGGACGCCUCGGUGACCGAGACGUAUCUGGGCGAGUGGAAGAACGACAAGAGGACGGGUUUCGGGAUAUCGGAGCGGAGCGACGGGCUUCGAUACGAGGGGGAGUGGUUCAACAACCGGAAGUACGGUUACGGGGUGACGACGUUCCGGGACGGGAGCAAGGAGGAGGGCAAGUACAAGAACAACGUGUUGAUCACCAGCCAGAAGAAGAAGCAUCUGUUCCUAAUCAGAUCGGCCAAGUUCCGCGAGAGGAUAGAGGCGGCCGUGAGCGCGGCCCAGCGUGCGAGCAAGAUCGCCCUCCAGAAGGCGGAUAUCGCGAUAUCGAGAACGGCGACCGCCCGGGGGAGGGCGGAGCUGGCCGACACGGCGGCGGACCAGGCGAGGGAGGAUUCGGAAUUGGCCCAGCAGACGGCGAAACAGUUCGCGCCCGACUUCAGGCAGCCGGGGUUGGAGAGGUUGAGGAACAGGGAGAUACCCAAGUACGUGCCACCCCCCCAGGACACGGUGCCCGGGAAGAGCAUUCUUCACAAGGGGAACGUGGAUCAGCAGGGAUCGCACAAGAGCCCGACCUCCUCGUCCCAGGACGGGGCUGCGACGACCACGGCCAGCAACGUGAUGCAGUCGAUCAGGAGGGCGAGCAUCAAGCCUCAGAAUCAAUUGCCGCAGAACCAGUUGUCGCAGACCGAGCUCGCGAAUCAGGUGACCCCGGCCCAGCUGGUCAACCAGCUGCCCCUCGACCAGUUGAACCAGACCACCCUGCCCGGCCAAAACUCGGUUUAUCAGGCUCAGUAUCCCAUGGUUCAGAGCCCUGUUCAACCCCAGGCCUAUCCCAACAGUAUACCGAAUCAGUAUCAGCCGAUGAUGAACCAGUUCGGCCCCCAAUACGGGCCGAAUCAGUAUCCCGGUAUUCAAGGUAGUCCGUACAGCAAUCAGCCUCAAUACUCGAUACCCGUGAACACUCCGGUCCAGGCCGAUCAGUAUUCGUACCAGCAACCGAUCGGUGGUCAACAAGGGUAUCCUCAGCAACAAGCUUAUCCCAAUCAGCAGGCGUUGCCGAAUCAAUACGGGCAACAAAGCCAGACGAAUCAAUACAAUUCCCAGCAAGUUUACGGGCAGGCCCAGCAAUUAGGGGGCCAACCGCAAACCCAAAUCCCGCAACAGUACCAGGCCAGCGACGGUGAGGCGCCACGGCCGCCAAGCUCCACCAGUAUACGAAGAAACAGCAGGGUUCUAACGGCGCAGGAUCGACCCAACACCAUCGGGCAAACGUUGAACGACAGGCUGGACCAUUACAAGAGGCCGCCCAGCCGUGACAGUUCCGUGGAUCGUUACGCCAGAGCGCAUUCCCGAUUGACUGGAUCGAGGCAGCCGUCCGUCGAUAAAACGGUCGCGAAUCCGGACAUGCUCGACAGAUCACAGAAACAAUUCACACCAUCCGAACAUCACGACCAAGCUUCGACUAACGCGAAGAGAAAUGUUAAUCAAAGAAGAUUUAACGCUUGGAUCUACGAAUCUAGAUCGACGAGAGCGCCAAGCGCGAUCCGAUCGAGCACGCCGCUCAACGGGUCCGUGGUGGGCAGCGGUGCAGCGACGCCGACCUACGCUGCCUCCACUUCCGCCCAAUUCGAGGGGGCCUUGCUCAGGAAUCGUAGCCUCGGCCAGGACAUUCUGCCGAGUCCAGGCCAGCCUAAGCGUACGGAAAGCCUGUACGUCACGCCCGGACGCGGUUCCACCGCAUCCGGCGGCGGAGGCGGCCCCGGAGCCGGCUUGUCGAAGGCGAUGCCCGCGGCGGCAGUUUCCCUUCAACGAAAGAAAUCACUGCCGGAUGUGGCUCAACCUAUCCAGUUGACGGCCACGGCACCGCUAUCCAGGGAGGAAGUCAGUGUCCUGAGCAGCAUGAGGAGGGAGGAGAUCCGCAGGCAGAUCGACGAGAGCGAAAGACUCAGGGCCAAUCCUCUGUUGUACUUGGUCAGUCCUCAAGUUAAAGACUGGUUCUUCAGGCAGCAGCUCGUGAUGCUGGUGCUGUUCAUCAACAUAUCCUUAGCCCUGAUGUUCUUCAAACUGCUGACGUAGCAGCCAGCCGACGAUUGGGUUCACGGGCUCGUGGUGGACGUGACCUGAGACCCGGGCGCGUCACGACGCCCCGAGUCGUCACCGAAUCACAGGAUUUAAAACGAUUGAAAGGAGGCCGCGAUCGGGCGGCCUCGGGAUAAAAUCACGAAUAAAAAACCGUUGAAAACGGCUUUUUUCGAGCGAUCCAACUCCACGAGUGGCAAGGUUGGAUGAGAGAGAGAGAGAGAGAGAAUUGAAUUCGAAGAGAGAAGUAACGUUUUUUUUCUCUCUCUCUCGAGAAUCUUCGCUUCGCAUCGAUGACGAAGAGGAUGGACGUUUGGAUGGAUAUGCAGGGACCUCCGUGGAUUCGAUUCGAUUUCUUGGAUCGCGGGAGGAUCGAGGAAGUUUUAGGAUCGAUGAUGAGAGGGAGGAAAGGCUCGUUUUGUUUCUCAGACGGGGUAUCAAAGUCGCCUAGGUACCCUGGCGCCUGUAUCAUACAUAUUUUUACACCGAAUAUUUUAAUAAUAAUGAUAUAAUAAUAUUUGUAAAUUAGGGUGAUGGGCCUCGAGAAGACCCAUGCCCUAA